GCUAGAAUAAACACUAUUGAGAUAAUGCAAAAGUAUAUAAAAUCAAGUGCUUAUUUGGAGCACUCAAACCACAAACAGAAUGAAGCAGAGUACUUUCCUUGUAGUUCUUGUAUUGAUGACUGUUUUUACAGCAUUCGCUGCUAAAAUUAAAGAACCACGAAUCACCAACGGGGACGUAGCUGCAAAGGGUCAGUUUCCAUGGCAAGUCGGUGUUGUAGCCACCAGAAGCGGUUGGAUAAAUUACUGUGGAGGUGCGCUUAUUAGCCAAGAAUGGGUUUUAACAGUCGCACACUGCAUUUACGAAGCUGAGGCCGUUAUAAUCAUCUACGACACUUUAAGCUUAGAAGAUCCGAAUGCCAAUGUUAAAAAAACAGAAAAGUACAUUGUACAUGAAUCAUACGACAACAAAACGCUUCAAAACGACGUUGGAUUAAUCCUGCUCGACGAUCCAUUACCAGAUGACAAAGUUCAAGCCAUCGCAUUAGCUGAAGACGAACUGGAAGCAGGGACUCAAGUAACAGUAAUCGGUUGGGGCCUUACCAGUGAUGAUGAAAGUGAAUUUUACGAUGUUUUGCGCUAUAUGACAGUUCCUACUAUCGAUAAUGAAAAAUGUGCACAAGUGUAUGGGUUGGACGUUGUGCAGCCUAACGUGGUGUGUACGGAUCCUGGAAAUCCGGUGAAGAAUCCUUGCAAGGGAGAUGGUGGAGAUCCGGCUAUAGUGGAUGUUGACUCGAAUCCGACUCAUGUCGCUUUGUUUAGUUUUUUGAGUACGUAUGGGUGCGAGGAUCCUGAUUUUCCGGCGGGUUUUACGAGAACGGCGUUUUAUAGAAAGUGGAUUAGAGAUUUAACCGGGAUAUAGCCGACAUCUUAUGAAUACUGGAAAUUAUAAUAAAUAUCAAGCCAUCUCAACUUAAUAAUAAUAAUAAUAAUAAUAGUUUAUUGUCUAACAGAACAAUGUUCCAAUAGAGACAACAAAUAAAAUAAAAAAAAAAAUUAUGGGUUAUAUUUGUCUUAAGGGGACUCGCUAGACGAGGCAACAUUUUUUU
Messenger RNA from Zophobas morio, 1046 nucleotides. RefSeq names its product chymotrypsin BI-like. Lineage: Eukaryota; Metazoa; Arthropoda; Insecta; Coleoptera; Tenebrionidae. The coding region runs from base 80 to 859 and encodes 259 amino acids. The transcript is spliced from 5 exons. Gene Ontology annotation, biological process: proteolysis. The record is from RefSeq and is a predicted model, not a curated record. Gene Ontology annotation, molecular function: serine-type endopeptidase activity.